Messenger RNA from Drosophila innubila, 2613 nucleotides. RefSeq names its product endoplasmic reticulum metallopeptidase 1-like. Gene Ontology annotation, biological process: proteolysis. The record is from RefSeq and is a predicted model, not a curated record. Gene Ontology annotation, molecular function: metalloexopeptidase activity. Lineage: Eukaryota; Metazoa; Arthropoda; Insecta; Diptera; Drosophilidae.
AUGGCUGACAAGGAAAAACUCAUAUCGAUCGAAUCAGUUGAAGCACCGAGAAAUGUCAACACAAAGACGAAGAAUGCUAAGUUACCAUGGUACUUUGCAAGCGGAUUUCUGCUGUUCUGGGGACUUCUCUUCUUCGCCGUAGUAAUACCAUAUUUUUAUCGGUUACCAACGGCAUUAACAAUGGAGGAUGCAAAUGAAAAUGUGUUUAUCGCGGAGAGAGCAUACAAAAAUCUCUAUACUCUCUCUAAUAUUGGAAUCAAAUUAAGCGGUACUGAAAAUGAAGUUCAGGCCGUAAACUUUAUUUUAAGUGAGCUGGAAAAAAUUAAGAAAGAUAUUCAGGACGACUUAUUUGAUUUGGACAUUGAUCUUUCACAUUCCUCUGGCUCCUUUGUCAUUAAAACCUGGCUCAGGAUAUAUCAAGGCGUUCAAAAUAUUGCCGUUAAAUUAUCUCCCAAGAACAGUACCAGCGAGACUUAUCUCCUUGUCAACAGUCACUUCGACUCUGCGGAGAAUGGUCCAGGAGCCGGAGAUGCUGGCUUCAUGAUUGUCACAAUGGUGGAAGUCUUGCGGGUUAUUGCAACAUCGAGACAACCCAUUGAGCAUCCAAUUGUCUUCCUGUUUAAUGGAGCUGAGGAGGGAGGACUUCAAGCUGCUCAUGGGUUUAUCACACAGCACAAAUGGGCACCUUUUUGCAAGGCCGUGGUCAACCUUGAUGCUGCUGGAAGUGGAGGUCGAGAUGUUUUAUUUCAAACUGGUCCCAAUCAUCCGUGGCUUGCUGCCUACUACAAAAAAUACAUCAAACAUCCUUUCGCAACAACCAUGGCAGAGGAAAUGUUCCAAGCGGGCUAUAUACCAUCGGAUACAGACUUUCGACAGUUUAAGACAUAUGCCAAAAUUCCAGGCUUGGACAUGGCCCAGUGUAUUAACGGAUUCGUAUAUCAUACCAAAUAUGACACCAUCGAUGUGAUUCCGCGUGAAUCCCUUCAGAACACCGGGAAUAAUAUUCUUAGCCUUGUUAGAGGUUUGGCCAAUGCAACAGAAUUGCGUGAUACCGAGGCACAUGAAGUCGGUCAUGCUGUAUUCUUUGAUUUCCUGGGACUGUAUUUCUUCCACUAUUCAGAGGCAACUGGAAUAUUUUUGAAUUUCGGAACUGCUGGAACUGCUCUAGUUCUAGUCUUCUUUUCAAUGUGGCGAAUGGCAGCUGUAUCCCAAGUUUCGAUUUGCUACGUGAUCCGUUGGUUUAUCAUGGUAAUAGUGAUACAAAUUGUUUCCUUUGUGCUUGGAUUAGCCUUUCCGAUAGUGGUCGCUAACGCCAUGGAUUACUACGGAUAUUCAAUGACUUUCUAUAGCACCCCUUUGCUGAUUAUUGGGUUGUAUGUCAGUCCCUCUCUUAUUGGCCUCAGUCUGCCAAUAACCGUAUACUAUAGUCUCCAGCGCAUUGACAAAAUUUCAAGCUCGUACCACCUCCAAUUGGCAUUGCAUAGCCAGGCUUCCAUCCUGGCUCUUCUAGCCAUUGCUUUAACACAAUUGGGUAUUCGUUCUUCAUAUAUCAUCGUAAUUCCACUUAUUUUCUACGUUAUUUCCUUGGGUCUUAGUCUAAUGACAAUUCUGCACGACCUUGGCUAUGCCUGGACAGGCAUCCUAAAAGUGAGCCAGGUUAUUCCCUUCCUGUACAGCAGCUAUCUCUUCUAUUUCUUUAUUGUGGUACUAAUACCCAUGGCCGGUCGAUCAGGUAGUGCUUCCAAUCAGGAUUUAUUUAUUGCUGUUUUAGCAGCUUUCGGAACGAUCCUCUCGUUUGGAUUCUUGAUACCACUGAUCAACACUUUUCGUCGACCAAGCCUUGUAAUUCUAGCCCUGGUAGCGACCACAGCCCUUACUAUAUGUUUGGCCAGCAACACAAGCUUAGGAUUUCCAUAUAGACCUAAAACAAAUGCACAACGUAUUGAUUACUUAGAAGUGCGAAAUAUAUUUUACGAGUACGAUGGAACUGUCAGUAGAGACGAGUCUGGUUACCUAAUCUUGUUUGACGAUCGUCGCAGAGAAAAACCUCUUUUGGGCACGAAAGUUAACUUGACUGGUUUAGUCAGUCUAAAGUCAAGCUGCGAGCAGCACAUGAUGUGUGGGAUGCCGCUUUAUGAUAACCGAUACGUGACCCAGAGGUUACAGUGUUCUUGGUUGCCACGUUCGGAACCCAUUGAGCCACCAGGACCAGCCAAACUGGAAAUGCUGAGCAAAACCAUUAUUAAUGCCACAACUGUGCACUUUGAGUUCAAGUUGACGGGUCCCAUCAGUAUGAGAUUGUUUAUUCAGGCUUAUGAAGACGUUACAAUCAGCAACUGGUCUUUUCUACGGACCUAUCUUGACAACCCACCGCCAGCACCGAUUACACAUCAGAUCUACUUCAAGUAUGCUAUAGAUAACUCGCCAUUAAAGUUCUUUGUGGCAAUUUCGAAAUCAAAUGGAAAUUUUAAUGUACCUUUAUUCCAACUGGGAGUAUCAGGACAUUACAUGUCACAUGAUGGUGACUCCGAGAGUAUGAAGUUCGCGUCAUCUUUCCCCUCUUAUUCAAGUCUUAACCAUUGGCCUGCCUUUUAUCAAAGAUUCAUAUAUUAG